Molecule: messenger RNA, 1453 nt
Organism: Columba livia (rock pigeon)
Lineage: Eukaryota; Metazoa; Chordata; Aves; Columbiformes; Columbidae
Gene: PDZD11
Product: PDZ domain containing 11
Exons: 6
Coding region: 73-495 (140 amino acids)
Biological process (GO): neurotransmitter secretion; protein localization to basolateral plasma membrane; maintenance of epithelial cell apical/basal polarity
Cellular component (GO): cell-cell junction; synapse; basolateral plasma membrane
Molecular function (GO): protein binding
Source: RefSeq, a predicted model, not a curated record
UCAGGGGGCGGGGAUGUGCGUCAGGGGGCGGGGCGUCGGGGGCUGGGCGCGGAGAGGAGGCGGGGGCCAGCCAUGGAGGGCCGGCUGCCCUACGACGACUUCCCGGUGGUUUUCCUGCCGCCGUACGAGAGCCCGCCCGCCUGGGUGCCCCCGCACGAGAGGGUUUAUCACCCGGACUACAACAACGAGCUCACCCAGUUCCUGCCCCGCACCAUCGUCCUGAAGAAGCCGCCCGGGGCGCAGCUGGGCUUCAACAUCCGCGGAGGAAAAGCCUCGCAGCUGGGGAUCUUCAUCUCUAAGGUGAUCCCCGACUCGGACGCACACAGAGCUGGGCUGCAGGAAGGGGACCAGGUGCUCUCGGUGAACGAUGUGGAUUUCCAGGACAUUGAGCACAGCAAGGCUGUGGAGAUCCUGAAGACAGCCCGUGAAAUCACCAUGCGUGUGCGUUACUUCCCCUACAAUUACCAGAGACAGAAGGAAAGGACUGUUCACUAGUCGGCAGCUGCCUGCGUGGGCUCCAGAGCAGCCGUCCUCUCCAAAAAACCUCUCCACUACUUCUCCUCAACACGUGACGUGACACAUCAAGUUUCAGCUGUCACUGAAGGUACAACUGUGUCCUGUUGGCUGCACAGGCGUCAUCGUGGAUGAACUCGGGAUGCCAACAGCAUCUUCUUUAGCUGGACAAUGGAUGGGUCUUUAGUCUGUACUGCUGGAAGCGGGUGGUGGAACAAGCUGAUGGUGCUGAUGUGGAAGCAGGUACCCGAGGGCAGCCUCUCCAACAAGAUCGGUGCUUCUCUUCUAUAGUAGGACUUAAUGUACAGGAGCGUUGUGCUCGUUGUUGUUGGGAUGUAAAGCCAAGAGGGUCUGAGUGUGUUUGAGCAGAGCCUUUGUCCUCCAAGAGGUCAAACUGUUCACUUCUCUGGUGACAUGAAAUUCCUUCUCCACUGUCCUACUACCUCUGUUCUACACUGCUGGGUUUGCUCGGGACUCGAGGAACAGGAGUAAAAUCCACUCAAGCUCGCAUACAUCUUUAGCUGCACUAGUUUGUAUCUCUUUGCUGCUUAACAGCCCCCGUGAUACAGGACCAAGAUGCUCAGAGCAGGUUUCUGAACCGCCGAGGGCACUUGGCCGGGUUCCCUCAGGUGUGGUGCUUGUGUUAAAGGUUGCACUCAGCCCGCUUCCCUCACUUGGCACAGCCCUGUCCCUGCCAUGUGCUCCCCCAGAACUCCCCCUGACUGAGGGUUACACUUCUCCCCUUCUCUGUUCUCCAAGAGAAUGGAGGGAACUUGCUGUGCCCUGCGCUGAGAGAGCACAGAUGAAAACGUGCCACUUACCAGCAAAUCUGGAUGCUUCACAUUGUAAAUGGCAUCAGGACAGCCCGUGCUCUGGCCUGUGCCAUGUUUGCCGCUUAUCUGUAAUAACUGAAAUAAUAAAGUGAGCUCAGUGCCAUUCA